UAUAUAUAUACAUAUAUAUAUAUAUAUAUAUAUAUUGAAAAUCACAAGCUUCAUUAUACAUAAUUAGACAUUCAUAGUUUUUUCAUCCCCUCUGCCAGAUUCCCUAGUGUUUACAGACUCAAAGGACAUGGGAAUCCCUCAUUUUCUUGCAAUACCAUUCCCAAUCCUAGGACACAUGAAUCCCCUUCUUCAAUUCUCCCAAGUUUUGGCCAAAUAUGGCUGCAAAAUCACUUUCUUGUGCUCUGAUGAGAACUACAAUAGGCUGAUGAAAACUGCAAGUUUUGGGAAUGAAUCACAGAUAAACUUGGUAUCUCUCCCUGACGGUGUAGACCCUGAAGAUGACAGGAAAGACCAGGCCAAAGUGAUUUUGACCACAAGAACCGCCAUGCUUGCCAAGCUUCCCAAGCUCAUAGAUGAGAUAAAUGCUCUGGAUAGUGACAAGAAGGUUUCUUGUAUGAUUGUUACUAAAAAUAUGGGAUGGGCCUUGGAUGUGGGCCUCAAGAUGGGAAUCAAAGGGGCUCUAUUCUGGCCUUCUUCAGCAACUUCAUUGGCCUCCUUCAACUGCAUGCAAAGGCUUAUUGAUGAAGGAAUUAUAGAUUCUCAAAGUGGACUCCCAACUAGGAAACAUGAAAUUCAGCUUUCCUCAAAUUUGCCUAUGAUGGAAGCAGCUACCAUGCCAUGGUACUGCUUGGACAAUCCCUUUUUCUUCCUUAAUAUGAUGCAAGAGAUGCAAAACUUGAAUUUGGGAGAGUGGUGGCUUUGCAACACUACAUUUGAUCUUGAGGCAGGAGCACUUUCCUUAUCACCAAAGCUUCUACCAAUUGGGCCAUUAAUGGCUAGUGAGCACAACACAAGUUCCUUGUGGCAAGAAGACAGAACAUGUCUACAAUGGUUAGAUCAACAACAACCUCAAUCAGUCAUAUAUGUUUCAUUUGGUAGCAUGGUUUCAACAAAACCAAACCAAUUUAAGGAACUAGCUCUUGGACUUGAUCUCCUUAACAUGCCUUUUCUCUGGGUUGUGCGUAAAGACAACGGUAUUGAGGAAAACAAUGAAUACCCAGAUGAAUUCAGGGGAAUUCAGGGGAAAAUUUUUAGUUGGGCACCACAAAAGAAGAUUUUGAGCCACCCUGCAAUAGCAUGUUUCAUUAGUCAUUGUGGUUGGAAUUCUACCAUAGAAGGUGUGUAUAAUGGGGUGCCUUUCCUGUGUUGGCCUUUCUGCAGUGAUCAACUCAUGAACAUGACAUAUCUUUGUGAUGUGUGGAAAGUUGGGCUAGGAUUUGAAAAGGAUGAAAAUGGAGUAAUUUCAAGAGAAGAGAUAAAGAAAAAGGUGGAGCAGCUGCUUCAAGAUGAAGAAAUAAAGGUAAGAUCCUUGAAACUAAUGGAAAAGGUCAUCAAGAACAAAGAAGGUGAUAAAAAUCUUAAAAAGUUUAUCAAGUGGGCCAAAGAAUAAGAAAGUUCUUCUUGUGAGUUUUAAAUUGCGGUUGCAUUACCGCUGCAUUAUUAUAAAACUACAGACAAAUGUUGGUUGAUGUAAUCGGAAUUGCGGUAUAUUGUAGGGACACUAAAUUCCGUGACAUUGUGGCGGCUAUUGCAUUGAAAUUUAAACCUCGUUCUUGUUUUUACUUCAAUAAAAUACUGAAAUUGUGCA
Molecule: messenger RNA, 1648 nt
Organism: Lotus japonicus
Lineage: Eukaryota; Viridiplantae; Streptophyta; Magnoliopsida; Fabales; Fabaceae
Product: UDP-glycosyltransferase 83A1-like
Exons: 2
Coding region: 128-1450 (440 amino acids)
Molecular function (GO): UDP-glycosyltransferase activity
Source: RefSeq, a predicted model, not a curated record